Messenger RNA from Lodderomyces beijingensis, 1206 nucleotides. The record is from the annotation of a GenBank genome assembly. NCBI's taxonomy places the organism in Eukaryota, Fungi, Ascomycota, Pichiomycetes, Serinales, Debaryomycetaceae.
AUGGAUAUUGGCUCAGACAUUCCCAAGAUACCCAAUUACAAAUUAUCGGAACAGCAAUUCUUGCUCACCCAUACGGAUCUCACGCCCGAGGCGCGCAAAAAGAUUAUAGAAGAAGUUAUCGACACGAUAAAAGCCGAGCAUGCAGCUCCCUACUAUAAAUACCUCCCCACCGUGGUCAAGGACUUUCCUUACCAAGACUCAGUCUACCAGCAGCUAGCACUGGAGAAUGCCAAGGAAAUUGAGGAGCUAAAGGCGAAAAUAAAAGAGGCCGAAGGUGAAGAGGAAACCGAAUUGGACGUUGCCACAACCACCACGAAACUUGCUGAAUACUACACCAAGAUCAUCGAUAGGGAGAACGCCACGGAGACGUUCAACAAAGUCUUGGAGCUAGCAGUGGGCACUGGACAUAAGAUCGACCACUACUUGACCUUGGCAAGACUCGAUUUCUUCUUCAAUGACUUGCCGCAAGUGCGCAAGGACUUGGACCAAGUUGCCAACUUGAUUGAAAAAGGCGGCGACUGGGAGCGUCGUAACCGGUUCAAGGCCUAUAGUGGAAUUUAUUCGUUGGCGACUAGAAACUUUGCCGAGGCUGCCAAAUUGCUCAUUGACUCGUUGGCCACGUUUACGUCGACCGAGUUGUGCUCAUACGAGCAGAUUGCACACUAUGCCAUUGUUUCCGGCGUCAUCUCGUUGGAUAGAGUUGACUUGAAGGAGAAAAUUAUAGACUCGCCCGAGAUUUUGUCUAUUUACUCAUCAGCAGCAAACUUGGAGCCGUUGUUGAACUUGACCAAUUCCUUAUACACUUGCCAGUACAACUGUUUCUUUGAGUACCUUUUGCAAUCAUAUGAUAAGUUGUUGUUGCCCAACAAAUACCUCCAUCCACACGCCAACUAUUUUCUUCGAGAAAUGAGAUGCAAGGCCUAUGGCCAGCUAUUGGAAAGCUACAAGUCGUUAUCGUUAAAGUCCAUGGCUGCAAACUUUAGCAUAAGCGAAGAAUUCUUGGACCAAGACUUGUGCAAAUUCAUUCCCAACAACAAGCUCAAUUGUGUGAUUGAUAAAGUAAAUGGGAUAAUCGAAACAAACAGACCUGAUAAUAAGAAUAACCAGUACCAUCUUUUGAUCAAGCAAGGCGAUGGUUUAUUGACCAAGUUACAGAAAUACGGUGCUGCCGUGAAACUCAGUGGUGCUGAAAGAGUCCUCCAGUAG